Molecule: messenger RNA, 1248 nt
Organism: Penicillium daleae
Lineage: Eukaryota; Fungi; Ascomycota; Eurotiomycetes; Eurotiales; Aspergillaceae
Exons: 4
Coding region: 1-1248 (415 amino acids)
Source: RefSeq, a predicted model, not a curated record
AUGCUCCGGCUCCGGCAGCUCUUUCGAACUCAACCACGGUUUGCGCUCUUCCAUAUUGGCCCUCGUCAAUCCCAACAACCUCCAGCGGUCCGGCAUGUGAGAUUCAGGCGGCCCUGGUUCAGAGAUAACGCUGACCGACUGCCUCUUUUUCCGGCUUCUUUCAGGUCCUUCCUGGGAAAAUUUAUCUUAUACGGCACCGCGUUUCACCUAUGGAGUUCCUUCGUGCUGGUUCGAUUCGACGACGACGAGGCCCCUGAGGGCCACACAGCUCCCGAAGCAGGUCUAGAGAAUACCAGUUUACACCGUACCUCGGGAGGGAUUGAUGGGUUGACGGAAGACGAGUUGGAAGAAGCAGGCCGCGUUUUCAUUCCCCUCACGUGGUCCUGGCUGGAAGAGGGAGAAUUGUAUACUGCUUCGGAUCCUGAAUGGCAGGAGUUUGUCAGUAUAUCGAAGGAUCGGAAAAAACUGCAAGAGUUAAGAGAUGAACUCGCCGCUAUUGUUCUCAAAAGUGCAUCAGAUAACAUGUCACAAAUAUUGGGAAGCCCUCUUUCAUUGACUGGCUUCUGGCUGGUCCACCAAUUCCCGCCUCGCGCACCUCCGGAAUACUUGCGUUCUGGUCUUGAAAUCGCAGAUGACGGUGUGUCUUGGGUAACCAAAACACUAGACUCGGAUGUCGGCGAUCGGCUACAGACAGUGAUGAAGCCUCUGCACGUCGCCCUUGCGAUCAAGGAUGCGUAUACGCUUCUGAUCAGGCGGCAAUUAGCCCGACUUCGGGACCCUGAUUCCCAACCUCUCGAUGCACUGGAAUUGCUGAGUGGUAAAUAUGUUCUCUUGGGACGUGAGAAGCUCAACCCGCUCAGUCCUCAUGACCAGCCAAGGGUGCAAUCUCCAUUAUCCGACGAGCCCCCAGAGAAUAUCCUGCCCAACAACGAGCCUGAACUCCAUCCUUCUUCGAUUAUUUCAUCAUUACAACGUCUUCCACUACCUGACCUAGGCCCCGGGUCAGAUCUGCACCUGGCAUCGCUAGCAUUCAGGUUGCGAUUGAAUGAGUAUCGGGCUCGGACCCCACGAACACCUCAGCGAGGCACUUUCUUCAUCUCGGGUCCCGUCGGUCUGAAAGGGCCUAAUGGAUUUUGUCGAUUUGAAGUGCGCGGUGAGUAUGACCCAGCCAAGUCUGCGUGGCGGACGGUGGAGAUGCACUUGAAGGAUAUCAAUCCUAGAAAACAGAAGCCACUUGGAGGCCAAUAA